AGGUAAGCAUGAAGUUCAGCGUCAUUCUAAAGGUUGUGAAGCGUGACCUCUUCCUCUUCCACAUACCAUUUCCUCAACAUUCAGGAUUACAUUUAUUGUAACAGCGUGCUUAGAUAUCAAUUUUCAACUUGGCUUCUGUAAAUCAGGCAACAUGGCAGCGUCUUCUUCUAGUGAAGGUCGAGGUUCUCGCGAUGGAAGUCGAACCAUCAUCUGGUGUGUACCCCGCACUAUUUCUACGGCGCUUUCAAAGUGUCUCAGCUUUAUUGAAGACAUAGAAGUAUGGUUUGAACCUUUUUGCAACUGCAGAGCUACCCAAGUGCACGUUAAACAAAUGUAUGGAUUUGAACUACCGAACGAAUACGAAGGAAAUGAGGAGAUGUUCAAGGGUGUGGCCGAUAAAUUUAGAGAAUUUGGAUUGGGUACUAUCACCAAACCAGAAUAUCUAUCUUAUGCAUCCAUUGGCCACCUGCUGGAGGAAUCAACUGGCAGACACGUCUUGGUCAAGGAUAUGGCUCUCGCUGUUUCUCAUGAGCAGAAGAAGUUUAUCCCAAAAGGCUUCAAGCAUAUCUUCUUGAUACGUCAUCCUCUCCGUGUGUUCAACUCAACACGAAAAUCGAUUUUCAACCAACUAUCAGCUCUGGGUCUACUAACCGGGGAAGCUGCAGUCGAAGAAACAUUCGACUUUGACCAAGGCUACCCAUAUGCAAAUGGAUCAGGUUCGAUGAUGUUCAAAGACCUCUACGAUAUGUGGAAGUAUGUCCAAGAGGUGCUUGGUCAAGAAACAGUAAUCUUCGACAGCGAUGAAUUGCUGUCCAAUCCAUCUGUAAUGCUUCCGAAGAUCUGCCAUGCAGCAGGCCUGCCGUAUAACGAAUCUCUCCUGAAAUGGGAUUCGUCUACCAAAGUGACAAAAAGCUGGAUGGUCCACGCCGAUGGUUUCGUUGACAAGAUCGUACACUUCUACGAAACCGCUAUUAAGAGCAGCGAAUUUUUGCCUUCUAGCAAGAUGCCAUCACGUGACGAGGUUAAGCCUGACGUCAUUAAAUGUACUGAUCUGGCUAUGAAAUACUAUAAUGAAAUGUAUGAAGCGAGACUCGAGGUCUAGUUUCUGAUGAUGAUCAUAUGCAGCGGGUGCAAGGGCAUCCCUCUAAACAAAAUAUUGAAAAAAAAAUGAAAUGCAAAGUUGUUUUGAAGUUCACAAGGAGAGCGCACCAACGCUCAAAAUCUUAUAAAAAGCUAAAAUAUCCUGUCUAACAUGUAUAAUUAUAGUGCCCCCCCCCCUCCCUGAGAAAAAAACCCGGCUGUACAUAUACACGGCCACUAUACAGGGUGCGAAGUUCUCCAUUUCAUCUGUCAAUAUACUUAAUGACAUUCAUUAAAAUCCAUAUAUUUUCACCCAUCAAAUACGA
Messenger RNA from Lytechinus variegatus (green sea urchin), 1406 nucleotides. RefSeq lists its product as uncharacterized. NCBI's taxonomy places the organism in Eukaryota, Metazoa, Echinodermata, Echinoidea, Temnopleuroida, Toxopneustidae. The record is from RefSeq and is a predicted model, not a curated record. The transcript is spliced from 2 exons. Bases 152 to 1102 code for a protein of 316 amino acids.